Messenger RNA from Oncorhynchus nerka (sockeye salmon), 5287 nucleotides. RefSeq names its product regulator of microtubule dynamics protein 2-like. NCBI's taxonomy places the organism in Eukaryota, Metazoa, Chordata, Actinopteri, Salmoniformes, Salmonidae. Gene Ontology annotation, molecular function: microtubule binding. The transcript is spliced from 8 exons. Gene Ontology annotation, cellular component: spindle microtubule; mitotic spindle pole; mitochondrion. Bases 1394 to 2527 code for a protein of 377 amino acids. The record is from RefSeq and is a predicted model, not a curated record.
AACUUGUCUAAAGAUAGGAAGCGUGAUGAAGUGGAUUAUGAACACAAUGGCGGUAGAAUCAAGGAGAAUUGGAGUAUUGUCCAAAAUAAUCGAAAAUGGAGUAAAGUAGUGUACAGUGAUGAGAGGACCCAUCAUAUCUAGUAGGAGUACAGUUUGUUAAUGAAUGAGCAACUGAGCAGAGUACCAAUCUUGAAGAAACCAUUUGUUAUCCAAACUGGCGGAGAGAGUGCUGGGUAAAGUGAAGGCUGUGAGGAUCACGAGAGGUGACCCUGUUUAUAUUUUUUUGUGCUUCCGCGGAUCAGAAGGAACGUGCGUUGUGUCUGAACCGAUUUGAUCUGUUUAAAGUGUCGUGUGUCUCUUUGGAACAGGGCACCCCUCAAGGGGGUUAUAUUUGGCGUCUUGUGGUCGAUUUUGAAGAGAUGAAAAAUAUUCCUGGGGUGAUUUGAAGCACGUCGGAUGAAUCGUGUGGUGAUUGGUGAAAAAGUGAGGAGUCUAUGUUUGUUUUAAAAAUGGAGUCUCUCCCUACUCAAGUGCAGUUAGGGUAUAACUACAGAGUCGGAGCAUUUAUCCCAAGACCAAUGCAGUUUGAUCACUGUGAAGCUUUUGGUCAUGUAUCAAGUGUUUGCAGAUGAGAGAAGCCGAGAUGUCCAAGUUGUGGAAAAAACCAUAAGUGUUAUAAAAGUAAUGAAUAUGGGACAUGUUGCAAUUGUGGUGGGAACCAUGAAGCCACGUCUUUUGAAUGCUCCACAAUUGUGAACGAGAAUGAGGUGGCCAAUGUCAGGGCUGUGUAGAGCAUUUCAUAUGCAGCAGCUGUGAAAAGGGUUGAGGGUUUGAAUGGUGCACCAGAAGAGUCCGUGGUGGUGGAUAGGCCUGCACUGCAGGCUGCAGGGGUUGCCUUUCACCAGCAGGAUCCUGACAUUUUAAAGGUUAAGAAGGUGGACUUUUUGGCCUUUAUUGCUAUGGUAAUUAAUGGCACUGCCAAGGUGGAGAGAAGGUCCAGGAAGAUCAAAUUCAUUGUGGAUGCACCUCAGAGCGGUUCCUGGGGCUGAAAGACUUCUCUGCAAAUAUUUACAUGGAAUAUUGGCGCAAGCCGUACCACCUUCUCAGGUCUUAGAGCCUGAGAAGGGACACAUGUUGAAUUGAAAGAAGGAAAAAGUGGAAGUUUUGUUUGUUUUGGCAAUGUACAAUUAUAUUAGGGUGGAUUAAAUUUCACUAUUACUUAUGGAUUUAUUAUUUAAUUGUAUUUUUUUGGGGGGUUCAAACCGUCCAGUUGGUGGCGGCAAUACACCUUUUUGGGUGUAGUCUGCCAUAAAACCCACAAGAAGAAGAAGAACUUCUCAAACCGGAGAUAGAGAAGAAAGACUGAUCGCUUCUCCGCAGUAAGGCCGGCAGGAUGGCCCUGUCAGACAACAAGGCUCUGGUCCUGGGUGUGUUGGCUGGAGGGGCUGGCCUCAGCCUGGGCACUGUGGUGUUGUACAACAGUAGGAGGGCCGUGCCAACGAGUGGACAUGGUGUGCACAGUAAGCUGUACCUCCGCAGUAAUGACCAGCGGGUGACUGGAGCCAGUAUGGUGGUCAGGGAAAUGCCGGGUCAGGCUGAGGUUCUAGAUCGUCUCGCAGCGCUGAUCCAGUGUGUGUCAGAGCUGAAGGAUGAGGUGCGGGCCCUAAAGAGUGCCAUCCCAAAGCUGCUGGAUCACGUCAGGGAUGAGCUGAGAGGACGCAGCGGCCGGGCUGAGGGGACUGUGGCUCGCGUAAGGGCAGGCCCUCCAAACCGAACUACACCCACACGUAGGAGGAAAGUUGCAGGGGGAGUGGCCAGAGCUGGAGGCCAAAGCUCUGAGGAGGAGGCUGAGAGUGAAGGAGGGUACAUAACAGCUUUAACUGACUCUGAGGAAGAAGAGCAGAUUGAGGCUGAGGGUCAGAGUCUGUAUGAAGUGACUGUGAUCGAGCCUCUGAAUGAGUUCUCAGCCCUUCUGGAGAGGGUGGACGCUCUACACGAAGGCAGCGACGGAGACAAGAGGGAGUGCCUCCGCACCAUGCUGGAUAAGCGGGAGCAGUUUGGACAGAACAAUACGUUCUUAUGGCGACUAGUUCGGGCCUACGUGGAUGUUCAUGACAUCACUACCAACCUAGAGCAAAAGAAGACCCAAGCAGAAACUGGGAAGAAAGUUGGAGAGGAAGCCGUAAAACUGAACCCUAUGUGUGCCGAAAGUCAUCAGUGGUACGCCAUAAUGUGUGGCAUCAUGACAGAGUAUGAGACUGUGCAGAACAGGAUAAAGAAUGGCUACAUCUUCAAAGAUCAUUUGGAUAAGGCCAUUGAGCUGAAACCACAAGAUCCUAUGUCUUACUACCUGCUCGGCCGCUGGUGCUAUGCUGUGGCUCAGCUGUCGUGGAUUGAAAGGAAAGUUGCUGCUACAUUGUUUGGAGAGCCUCCGAAUGCCACGGUCCAAGAUGGUCUGAAGAACUUCCUCAAGGUAUUGUUAUUCUCCACGCUACCAUGGAGUGCAGUGUCGAGCACAAGCGUUUGACACAGUAUGCAUUGAUUGCUCUUCCCUAAACCAUUAUCAAAAAUCAGUCCGUAGAUCAGUAUGCUUCUCCGCGAUUCCUACUAAUGUCUGGAUCAGCUGAGCGCAGCAACAGCUGACUGGAGGUUUACUGCACUGACUCGCAGCAGCUAGCUGCUUCUUCAAAACUCGUCCAGAAUAUCUUGUAUUUGGUACAAGUCAUUCCCUAAGUUCUAGACCUCAGCUGAAUCUGUUAAUGAAUGGUGUUGCUGUUGAACAAGUUGAGGCGACUAAAUCACUUGGCGUUACCUUAGAUUGUAAACUGUCACGGUCCAAACAUAUUGAUUCAGUGGUUGUAAAGACGGGGAGAGGUAUGUCCGUAAUAAAGGGAUGCUCUGCUUUUUUGAUACCACACUCCACAAUGCAAGUCCUGCAGGCUCUAGUUUGAGCUUAUCCUGAUUAUUGUCCAGCCAUAGGGUCAAGAGCUGCAAAGAAAGACCAAGUUAAGCUGCAAGCUGGCCCAAAAACAGAGUGGCACGUCUUGCUUUUCAUUCUAAUAUUAAUACGAUGCAUGCCAGUCUCUCUUGAGCAAGAGUUGAGUAAACACUUCUUCUUCUUCUUCAACUUGUUUGCAUAGUCAACUUACACACAGCACUGACACACACACUUACCCCACCAGACAUGACACCGGGAGUCUUUUCAUAGUCCCCAGGUCCAGAACAAAUUCAAGGAAACAAACAGUAUUAUACAGAGCCAUGAGUGCAUGGAACUCCCUUCCAUCUUAUGUAGCGCAACUGAACAGCAAACCUGGUUUCAAAAAACAAAUAAAGAAACACCUCACGGCACAACGCCUCUCCCCUAUGUGACCUACUUCUUGUGUGUAUGUACUGACACAUGCGUAACUGACAGAUAAACACACACACUACGUGUUAAUGUUUUUAAAUGUAUGUAAAUUGUACAAUCUUUUGUCUGCAAUGUCUUUUUCAUUAUGUGUCGGACCCCAGUAAGAUGUCGCCGUUAGUAUCGGCUUAUGGGGAUCCUAAUAAAUCAAACCACUCAUUGUGAUGAAAUAAUAUUGCUAGAGUAGCUUGCUAGGUAGCUAUCUUAUGGAGGAAGCAUUUGGUGUUCAGCAUUGAGUGUGUGCACUAGAUUAAGUUAGUUGUCGUGCACAUUGUCAAAUUCUGGAAUUACUGCUCCUUCAAGCACCAAACUUCUUAGCUAGAUGUAAAAUUGAGCAAGUAAGAAAAAAAGUCAAUUUCCUGAUUUAUCGUUUUAGCUUAACAACUCAGCAAAAAAAGAAACGUCCCUUUUUUAGGACCCUGUCUUUCAAAGAUAAUUAGUAAAAAUCCAAAUAACUUCACAGAUCUUCAUUGUAUCCGCAAGGGUUUAAACACUGUUUCCCAUGCUCGUUCAAUGAACCAUAAACAAUUAAUGAACAUGCACCUGUGGAACAAUCAUUAAGACACUAACAGCUUUACAGACGAUAGGCAUUUAAGGUCACAGUUAUGAAAACUUAUUACACUAAAGAGGCCUUUCUACUGACUCUGAAAAACACCAAAAGAAAGAUGCACAGGGUCCCUGCUCAUCUGCGUGAACGUGCCUUAGGCAUGCUGCAAGGAGGCAUGAGGACUGCAGAUGUGGCCAGUGCAAUACAUUUCAUUGUCCGUACUGUGAGACGCCUAAGACAGCGCUACAGGGAGACAGGACGGACAGCUGAUCGUCCUUGCAGUGGCAGAACACGUGUAACAACACCUGCACAGGAUCGGUACAUCUGAACAUCACACCUGCGGGACAGGUACAGGAUGGCAACAACAACUGCCCGAGUUAACCCAGGAACGCACAAUCCCUCCAUCGGUGCUCAGACUGUCCACAAUAGGCUGAGAGAGGCUGGACUGAGGACUUGUAAGGCCUGUUGUAAGGCAGGUCCUCACCAGACAUCACCGGCAACAACGUCGUCUAUGGGCACAAACUCACUGUCGCUGGACCAGACAGGACUGACAAAAAGUGCUCUUCACUGACAGGUCGCGGUUGUGUCUCACCAUUGGUGAUGGUCAGAUUCACGUUUAUCGUCGAAGGAAUGGGCUUUACACCGAGGCCUGUACCCUGGAGCGGGAUCGAUUUGGAGGUAGAGGGUCCGUCCUGGCCUGAGGCAGUGUGUCACAGCAUCAUCAGAUUGUGCUUGUUGUCAUUGCAGGCAAUCUAAACGCUGUGCGUUACAGGGAAGACAUCCUCCUCCCUCAUGUGGUACCCUUCCUGCGGGCUCAUCCUGACAUGACCCUCCAGCAUGACAAUGCCACCAGCCAUACUGCUCGAUCUGUGCGUGAUUUCCUGCAAGGCAGGAAUAUCAGUGUUCUGCCAUGGCCAGAGAAGAGCCCGGAUCUCAAUCCUAUUGAGCACGUCUGGGACCUGUUAGAUCGGAGGGUGAGGGCUAGUGCCUUGGUGGAAGAGUGGGGUAACAUCUCACAGCAAGAACUGGCAAAUCUGGUGCAGUCCAUGAGGAGGAGAUGCACUGCAGUACUUAAUGCAGCUGGUGGCCAGACCAGAUACUGACUGUUACUUAUUUUGACCCACCCUUUGUUCAGGGACACAUUAUUCCAGUUCUGUUAGUCACAUGUCUGUGGAACUUGCUCAGUUUAUGUCUCAGUUGUUGAAUCUUGUUGUGUUCAUACAAAUAUUUACACAUUUACAUUUAAGUCAUUUAGCAGACGCUCUUAUCCAGAGCGACUUACAAAUUGGUGCAUUCACCUUAUGACAUCCAGUGGAACAGUAGUGCAUCUAAAUCUU